GGGCGACACCCCGCCCGACCUACCUCCCCAGGACCCUCGUCCUUCAGGGUCCCACCCCAACAUCGCGUUCACUUCCCCUCGUCAGUUUGCUCACUUCAUACGACAGGAGGAGGUCAUGUUCUACUCAGUGAACGUCACGGAUCUUCUUCGCUACGAUCCACUCUGUCCCGAGGUUGAGCUCAUCUCUCUGGAGACCGAUCCCCCUAACCCUCCUUCCAUCUUCGCGGCUCCCAUCUCUACAUCCACUCGUCAGCCUGCAGAUACCCCCUCCACGUCUCAGGCCCUUGCGCCGUCAACUGUAGAGUCCAUACAUACGUCUCGUGCUAACGCAGACGCUGAGGAACUCACACGGUUCACGACAGACUUAGAGCCCGCCGUUCGCGACCUGAUUCGAGAGUACCACAACAUUUUUCCCCCGUAUUUCCCAUACAGAGGGAUUCCUCCGAUGCGCGGUGUCGAGCAUUCCAUCCAACUCGUGCCUGACUAUCGUGUUCACCAUCAGGCACCAUACCGACUCUCGAUUCCAGAGGCGAAGGAACUUAAGCGUCAGCUUGAGGAGCUCCUUCGACUGGGUUUCAUUAAGCCCUGUAACUCCCCUUGGGGUGCACCUGUCCUCUUUGCUCGCAAAGCGGACGGAACUCUCCGCCUCUGCAUUGACUACCGCGGCCUUAACCGUUACACGAUUAAGAACAGCUAUCCCAUGCCCCGUGCGGAUGAGCUGUUUGACCGUCUGGCAGGCAACCGCUUCUUCACGAAGAUCGAUCUUCGUAACGGUUAUCACCAGAUCCGCGUUGCCACAGAGGAUCAGCCAACGACCGCCUUCCGAUCGCGCUUCGGCCACUACGAGUUCACGGUGAUGCCAUUCGGCCUCACCAAUGCACCCGCCACCUUCCAGACGGCGACGAACGACAUCUUCAGGGACAUCCUUGAAGAAUACGUUCUCCUAUACCUUGACGACAUCUUGGUCUACAGUCGUACCUUAGAAGACCAUCUCAAACACCUCCGCGAUGUCCUACAGCGCUUACGCAAGCAUGGCUUCUAUGCCAAGCUUAGUAAGUGCCGCUUUGCCCUGCGCAAAGUGGACUUCCUAGGACACCAUGUGUCUGACCAGGGUCUCCACAUUGACGACGCGAAGAUCACUGCUAUUGCAGAGUGGCCCGUCCCCACAUCUGCCAAGCAACUUCGCAGUUUCCUAGGCCUCACCAGCUACUAUAGUAAUUUUAUCCAGGGAUACGCUAGUUUCACCACUCAGCUCAUCAAGGGUGAAACGAACCGCGUCGCCGACGCCUUGUCCCGCCGUCCUGAUCACAAUCAGGAACCCAUCCAUCUUGCUGCCAUCUCCAUCACCACUGUUGAUCAGUCGGUGAUCGAUGCGUAUCGCACUCAGUACCGCCACUGCCCCCAUUAUCGCGUUAUCCACGCGACACUGCGGAGUGGCAAGACCGUUCCUUCUUACUUCCUCGGGGAGAACGGCCUCGUGUACAGGCAUGACAGAUCUAGUCAGCUAGAACCACGUAUCUGCGUUCCCUCCACCGGACAGCUCCGCGUCCAGGCUGUAGCAGAGUUCCAUGACCAGGCAGUUGCCGGUCAUAUGGGUUUCCACAAGACGUUGGCUCGUGUUUGCCGCCUAUACGUAUGGCCGAAGUCCAAGGACUUUGUCAAAGUCUACAUCCAGGAGUGUCCUACCUGCCAGGAGGUGAACAGUGCGAACCACCUUCCGUAUGGGUUACUUCAGCCCCUACCCAUACCUGAGGGUCGUUGGCAGUCCAUCUCGAUGGAUUUCAUUGGUCCCCUCCGCCCACCCACUGAGCGAGGUCAUGAUGCUAUCUUGGUCGUCGUCGAUCGCUUCACGAAGAGUGCACGUUUUGUCCCGUGCCGCUAUCGCAUUAGCGCUCGUGAGGUCGCCGACAUCGUCUUCAACCGAGUCGUGAGAGAUCACGGCUUACCUCAGAGCAUCAUCUCCGACCAUGACCCGCGCUUUACCAACACAUUCUGGCGACGCCUACACGAGGUGUACGGAUCCCAGGUCCGCUUCUCAUCGUCUUACCACCCUCAGACGGAUGGUCAGACUGAGGUCACCAAUAAAAUUAUUGGUAAUAUCCUCCGAAAGUUUGUUAGGGAUGACUUGCAGUGGGACUUACACUUAGCCCACGCGGAGAUUGCGUACAACCACGCUGUUUCGCCAGCCACGGGGAUGUCGCCAUUCUAUUGCGACCUUGGCUACCACCCUCGGGUAGCCGUGGAUUUCCUACGACCAUCGCGGUUGCGCCCAGACACUCGUUGCCGUGCGCUUGACGACUGGAUCGCGCACAUGGCGGCGAUUAUGAAGCGCGCACACGAGAGUUUAGCCGACUCCCAGACUCGCAUGGCCGCACGAGCGAACCGAUCACGAAUGGAUCAUCCAUUCAAAGUCGGUGACGAUGUGCUCGUCGAUGCACGCCACUUACAGCUCGAAGCAGAUACGCUUCGCAAGUUCAGGCAUCGUUUCUUUGGUCCAUGCUGCAUCCUUCAGGCCGUCGGUUCUGAUACUGCCGCUAGUCCGGUCAGCUUCUGUGUGAAGCUACCUGAUUACCUUCGACAGGCUCGUGUACACGAUGUUUACCACGUCUCCUUGCUACGUCCUUAUCGCAGACCGUCCGAGCGCUUCGCCGGACGCCCUUAUGAGCGCCCUCCAUCUAUCAUGGUGGACGGUCACGAGGAGUUCGUUGUUUCGGACAUCGUAUCACGCCGAGUUACCGACGAUACCCCUCCACGCAUCGAGUACCUUGUGCGUUGGAAGGGCUACCCUGAUGAGGAGGCUACUUGGGAGCCCCUCGAACACUUGCAGCACGCCAGGAUGUUGGUGCAUGCAUAUGAUCGUGCUCGUCGUGCUGAGACAUCUGCUUCUACUCAGCCGACUGACCCCCUUCCUCCUCCUUUGGCUGAGGAGAUUGCUGAGGACGAGCCCACUCCCUCUGAGGCCGUUCCUCAGCCGCAGACGGUCGCCUCCGAGCGUCCACAGCGCACUCAUCGUCUCCCUUCGCGUUACGAUGACUGACACUCUUAUCCUCUAUCUUUCCCCACUGACUCACACCAUCAGGUACUCCAUCAUCAACUCUUCUCCAGGAUGUCAGCGUUUUGCG
Messenger RNA from Chara braunii, 3122 nucleotides. NCBI's taxonomy places the organism in Eukaryota, Viridiplantae, Streptophyta, Charophyceae, Charales, Characeae. The record is from the annotation of a GenBank genome assembly.